Gadus macrocephalus (Pacific cod) is the source of this 2468-nucleotide messenger RNA. RefSeq lists its product as uncharacterized. NCBI's taxonomy places the organism in Eukaryota, Metazoa, Chordata, Actinopteri, Gadiformes, Gadidae. The coding region runs from base 617 to 2023 and encodes 468 amino acids. The record is from RefSeq and is a predicted model, not a curated record. The transcript has 9 exons.
AUCGAAGAGACUGUGGGUCUCUCGCUUCUCCCAAGUGAAGUUUUGUUGAUGUUUCGUCUGCCUUUUAUGGAAUUCGCGUUUCAAAAUGGUUCAAAGUUGCUUAAUUUGUCACGAUUAUCUUGAUGAACAAAACUAAUGCACAUUUAUCGCUAGAAAUGUUAUCUUGAGUUAUUUUGUAUUUGGAAAUACAAACUUUUUUAACCAAAAUGUUUGAAAAUCAAUGGUAAAUUUGCAAAAUGUAUGUACAUUUCCCUCUUCGCUCUCAUACACAAAAUCCCUACAAUAGCUCUAUAUAUAGUUAUAUAUCUGUCGAUCUAUCGAGAUAAGGAUAUAAAUAUAAGAUACUUGUUCAAAAUUAUCGAUUUGAAUUGUUAAAUCCCAUAUUAAUAAAGUAUAGUUAAUAUUAUAAGUGUGGUGUAUUUAGUAAAUUAUCAAUAUAAUAAAAUGGGUUCUAGAGGAAAUGCCAGCGGAAUCAUACCUGAACACUCCUGUUGAACCACUCAGUGGUAGAAAGGUCGUGCCAGCACUUGUCUGCUCAGAAAUUUCCUAGUACAUUUUGGAAUGAUUACCAACCUGUCAGCAGAUUCAAUUCAAUUUAAACCACACAAGAGACAGCAUGUCAUCAUGGGGACAGAGGAAAUGGUCCUUCCUCCUGGUUCUUACUUUAAUGCUUUUCUCGAUCGUAAUGGUGAUGAUCAGUCUCCUGCAGCCGGAGCGGGCGAUCAGUCUCCUGCAGCCGGAGCGGGCGAUCCGGCUGAAGCGUGAGGCCUGCGGCUGCAGCGUGCGCUCCGACUCUGAGACCUUCACCCGCGUCCCCGGCUCCAGGACCCUGCUCAUCAACGCGUUCCGCGAGCACCGCACGCCCGCGGCGAGCAUCCGCCUGCUGGCCAUCGUGCCCGGCGAGGAGCGCUCCCUGCGGAGCCGCUGCGUGUUCUGUUGCCAAGGGGACAGCGAGAUGGCAACGGCCACGGCCCAGCGCACCACCCACCGAUCCAACUACUUCUUCCCAUACGGGACGGGAGACUUCCUGUGCCUGAUCCCCCCCGGCUGCGAGCCCAGGUUCGUUGGGCUGUUGUCCGGAGACAGCGUGGACUUCACCAACUUCACCCUGCUGCCCGUCCUGAACCGGGCCUCCGUGGAGCGGCCCCGGCUCCCGCUCGGCUUCACUCUGUGCAUCGCCAACAUGUUCAACAGCUACGACAACGUGCUGCAGUUUGUCCAGGCGAUGGAGCUCUACCGACUGCUAGGGAUCCAAAGAGUCAUCGUCUACAAGACCAGCUGCUCCGCUACCAUGGAUACGGUGCUUGAUUACUACUCCCGCAAGACGGGCUUCCUGCAGGUGCGGCCCUGGCCAAUCGACGCCUUCCUGAAGCCUUCCUCCAGCUGGACGCCGUCGCUGGGGCCGGGUCAGAUCCACUACUACGGCCAGAUCCCCUCCAGCAACGACUGUCUGUACAGGAGCAUGUACCAGUCCCGCUACGUCCUCAUGCACGACGCCGACGAGGUCAUACUGCCCGCAGGCAAUGUGUCUUUCCAAACGCUGAUCAGUGACCUGGAAAAAGCCCACGGAGAGAAGGUCAACUUUUACUUCCCCAACAACGUUUUCCCUUACGAAGAAAAGGAGGAGAACAGCAGGUUUGACUUUCCAGAGUGGAGGAACGUUCCUGGCUCCAACUUCCUGGGUCAUGUUCUGAGGGAGCUAGACACGUCGGGCUACAACACGGGGAAGCUUGUGCUGGACCCCCGCGGCGUCCUACAGAUGGAGGUUCACAGCGUCAACGAACACAUCGACGGAGGACGUACCGAGCGGGUCGGCCGAGAGCGCGGCCAGCUGUACCACGUCCGGCGCAGGAAGAACAACCAGCAGGGGGCGCUGGUCCGGGACGAGGGGCUGCUGAAGGUGGCCGGGGCCCUGGUGGAGCGGGUCAACCACGCCCUGAGCUCCAUGGGUCUCCUCAACACCACCGCUGGCCCCGCUCCAACCUCAGCCCAUCCUAGUCCUGCCAUGGCAGGACUACGUUGACGUUAGCUACACGUUAGCUAAUACAACGUUAACGUUAGCUAACGCCAAUUUUAGAAAUGAGCAUGACUUUGUUACCAUCAGCAGAAGAAGGAUUACGACAAAGUAUUGCAAAGAAGUUUUUAAUUCACUGAUUUAUUUUAUGAAAAUGAGUAUCUCUUGAGACGCUUUGCCAUCAGGCCCGGAACCUCCGCCAGACAACCGCCCUUUGACCUCGGUGCUCAACCCACACACUUACCUGGUAUGACAACAAGACAGGAAGUAAUUAAGACAGCAAAAAAGAUUAUCAAUCAGAUUAUUUUCAAUGCAAAUUCCGGCCUCUUCCAGGACAUUUGAUCAAUUUAUCCAUUUUUUCCAUGUUUUGAUAGCAAGCUUUUAAAAUCCAGGUUUUCCAGGACGCGUUGGAAUCCUGCGGGGGUCGCGGUGUUUGAAUGUGUGAAUGAAUGUU